CCGAGAACCCGCCAUUUUGAAAACCUUGUUGAUUCCGGGAGGGAGGGAAGAGGAAGAAGAAGAGGGAGAGGGCAAGAGUGGCUGCCGCCUGUAGGGCUGCACCGCGGCGGGGCGUGUGUGUGUCGCUGCGCCCGGACCCGCCUCGUCCAGCAGCAACUGCCGCCUUCAGCUGCUGCCGCCGCCGCGCCUAAGGAGGGAGCCGAGGCUCGUGCCGAGAAGCAUACACCAUGUCUUCUGUUGAUUCAUCAAAAGAAGAUACAAUGUCAUCAGAAAAAACAGAUGAGAAACAACCUGAAACUGAAAACAAAGCUGAGGAAAGUGAUGAAGAUGAAGAAGAGGAAGAGGAGGAAGAAGAAGAAGAAGAAAAGGAGAAGAGUCUCAUUGUUGAAGGAAAAAGGGAGAAGAAGAAGGUUGACCGACUGACCAUGCAAGUGUCCUCACUGCAGAAGGAACCUUUUACAAUUACACCAGGAAAAGGACAAAAACUCUGUGAAAUUGAGAGGAUACAGUUCUUUCUGAGUAAAAAGAAGACAGAUGAACUUAGGAACCUGCACAAACUCCUCUACAACAGGCCAGGCACUGUUGCAUCCCUAAAGAAGAAUGUGGGUCAGUUCAGUGGGUUUCCAUUUGAAAAAGGAAGUGACCAAUAUAAAAAGAAGGAAGAAAUGUUAAAAAAAUUUAGAAAUGCAAUGUUGAAAAGCAUCUGUGAAGUUCUUGACUUGGAAAGAUCGGGAGUCAAUAGUGAGCUUGUAACCAGAAUAUUAAACUUCCUUAUGCAUCCAAAAUCUUCGGGCAAGCCAUUGCCAAAGUCCAAAAAACCACAAAGCAAAGGUGGCAAAAAAGAGCGCACUAGCUCUGGAACAACAAGAAAAGCGAAACGUACCAAGUACCCGGAGAUCUUGUCAGAUGAAUCCAGUAGUGAAGAAGAUGAAAAGAAGGAAAAGGAUGAGUCUUCAGAAGAAAAAGAAAGUGAAGAUGAGCCCCCUAGAAAAGCAUCUAAAAGAGAAAAAUCUAAGAAGACGACUUCUAAAACCAAAAAACCUGUGAAGGGUGCAAAUGUCAAGAAGGCAGACAGCAGCACUACUAAGAAAAACCAGAACAGUUCCAGAAAAGAAAGCGAGUCUGAGGAUAGUUCAGAUGAUGAACCUUUAAUUAAAAAACUGAAGAAACCACCCACCGAUGAAGAACUGAAGGAAACUGUCAAGAAUUUGUUGGCCAAUGCAAAUUUGGAGGAGGUUACAAUGAAACAAAUCUGCAAGGAGGUGUAUGAAAAAUAUCCUAGUUAUGAUUUAUCUGACAGAAAAGACUUCAUUAAGAAAACAGUCAAAGAGUUGAUUUCAUGAUCUGAUUUGACUGUGGGAAAUGAAGAUUCCUGGGUUUUUAUUUCCAUGGAUUUGAAGAUCUGAUAGGCACCAGCAAAAGGAAUGUGUCUUACCCUUGUAUUUUUAGUCAGAUCUAAUUCUGCUGAUCUAAUGUUAAAUGUGUUAAUGUAAAUUGCUUUGUGUGGUUUUUUUUUUUUUGUUGUUAAACAGAACUGCAUUUGAUGCAAUUUUUAGUUGAACAUACUGAAGUUUCGUGCAUGGCAAUAAAUGUUCCCUUUUUAUAGUUUUGUACAUUUCGAAUUGCAUUGUAUAACUAGAUUCGUUAGAGCCAUCGUAGCUUUUUAGUGUGGAUUACCAGCGUACAGGAGAUUUUAAAAUUGACUAAGAUGAAAGCUGUUUAUCUACACAUAUACAUGCAGAGACUGGAAUAUUGCAGUAUUGGUUACAGAGAUAUUUUGAAUACAUAUUAAUUCUGAAAAUAAGAAGAGUUAGUCACAUAUUAAUCUCUUUUAUAUUCUGAUACAUUCUACAGAUACAGAAUUAUUCUGAAUCUAGACUACAGUCUUGCAUGUGUAGGCACUGAAAGAACUCUCACAGCAUGGUAACUAAUUGGCAUAUAGAUGUUAUUUUUGUACUUUCAGAAGGCUUUUUGUUGUGUAUAUAAAGUUAUUUCAAAUUUCUUUUGUGCAAAUCAGUUUUUUAAUCUUGGUAUCUUUGAAUUUAUGACAUGAAAUGUCAGUGUUCAGCAGUGAGGCAGUGAUAACAAGUGGUGUGCAGAAGUUUCAUGAAAAAGAGCUGAGGUUUCAUGAUGUUUGUCUCAUCUUACCUUUAGUACAAAAACUAAACUGUAGGUUUAUACCCUUAGUUUUACUUUAUACAAAGACUACAGACAUUGUUUCAAUGUCUUGGAUGUAGUAAAUAAAAUCCCUCCAAAGGCAAUAGGAAAAUUUCUAGUGUCUCACAAGUGGGUAUCCAAGAUAUACAGCUGGAGGCUUGAUAGCUUUGGAAAUCCACAGUAGGUUUUCCAAAUUGGAUAGCACUGAUGUGAACAUGUGUUUAGCCUCUCUUCUGUGUGGGAAAGCUUUUCUGACCCUGAGCUUCAUUGCCUCAGCAUGAACAAUGGUACUUGUAAGCCUGCAGUCUUUAACUGUGGCUGGCAGCUUUUAGGAUCAAAGUGAACUCUGUGUGUAAGUUUGUUUUUCUCCAUACACCUUGUUUCUAAUAUGGUAAGUCCUACACUUAAAAUCAUGAAACUAAGAGCUGCCCAAGUGUGGGCAGCCAUUCACACCAUGAGCACAGAAUCCCUCUGACUAGUAUUGCUGGAAAGACAAAGUGUAUUUUUUUGAAUUUUAUUAUUGUACAGUUGAGAAGUAAGGGUUCAUAAAUUAUCUAAAUUCCAGAAAAGUUCAGCCAGUUAGACUGUUGAUCUUACACACAUCUUUUGAAUUUCUUUGCGUGUAAUCAUUUAUAAUAAGGCUGAAUGUAAUGGGGAUUUUUUGUAUUCAAUAAAUGUCUUUCACAAAAAUGUAAAUCAGUUUUAAUCUAACAUUUGCUUACAUGUAUAGUAAAAAAAAACUAUACAGGGAUAUGGUUGUUUGUCUUUAUCUCAUCUGCUAGAAAAUAUUGGCUUCUCUACUUUGGAAGACACUAUUGCUGAAAUGUAUGUCCUUGCACCAGGUUUUUAUGUCUUUAAGGUUUGUGUUUUGAUUUUUGUGGGUUUUUGUCUUUAACUGUCUCAGCAGAAGGAACACUUUUUAAUUGCAAUUUAAAACAUUGAAAGUUUCCAAGUCUUAAAAGCAGAAAGUUACUUGUAUUAAGUUUUGAUGUUUUACAAAUACUUGAACUGCCUUUUGAUUUUUAUGUAAAUGUACUAGCCAGUUUUAAUUAUAUGGGUCAGGAAGUGUUUUUACAAUUCACAACUCCAAAGUAUAAAUAUUUUUUUAAUAGUUUAAAUUCUAAUGAAAACUUAGAAAAGGAUAGCAUACUUCUAUCUAUUGUAUAUAUGCAUUAGUUGCCACUUUGGAAUUGCACAGAUGGAAUGGAAGUGAACUUGACAUUCUUCAAAUGCUUUGUUUAAAUCUCUUAACAACUCGGUGUUAGUCCUCAACGGAGAAGAGGACUGCCUGUUUCCUUGCUAAUCUAUACCAGUCUGGCUGCAGCUGAUACAGGAUUCCAGUUCUUUCUGCAAUUGGGAGGAAGGCUACAAGAUAGCACUAAAAGCAUGCAAAUUCCACAGAUUUCUACCAAAAAGAGCCUGAGUAACACUUGUAUGAAGGCUUAGUCAACUUCAGCUGUGUCUGACUUUGGAGGAGCUCAUGACAAGUAAACAGAAGCAGCUCUGCUUGCCUCUUGCACAAGGUCUGGUAUCGACAGAUACAUUCCAUUCAGGCAGCACAUGAGAAACUCAAGCGAUCAAAACAAGGACCAGCCAAAUAUGUAGACAAGCUGUAUGGAUGUCCCAGAAGUAGCUCUGGUACACCCCUGAAGCUAUUUUGUCUUUGAAAAAUCCCUCUGCAUCAUCCUCAGGUGUCUGAAGUUCACAACUAAUGUAAACCAUGGAGACAGCCAUGAAAAUCACUCUUCUGGACCAGAGCGGCACUGAAACCAAAGACCCAUUUGCUGCAUUUUCAUGAGAUCAAGAUACAGAGCUCCUCACAGGAAGGCUGUCUGGAGACUGAUCUGAAGAACAUGCCUUUUUCUUCGUUCGAACCCUUCCCGUUGACAUUGUAUUGUUAGAUCU
Messenger RNA from Pyrgilauda ruficollis (rufous-necked snowfinch), 4062 nucleotides. It is a transcript of the gene DEK, whose product is annotated as DEK proto-oncogene. Bases 228 to 1343 code for a protein of 371 amino acids. The record is from RefSeq and is a predicted model, not a curated record. Gene Ontology annotation, cellular component: nucleus. Gene Ontology annotation, biological process: regulation of double-strand break repair; chromatin organization. Gene Ontology annotation, molecular function: DNA binding; histone binding. The transcript has 13 exons. Lineage: Eukaryota; Metazoa; Chordata; Aves; Passeriformes; Passeridae.